Molecule: messenger RNA, 2397 nt
Organism: Triticum turgidum subsp. durum (durum wheat)
Lineage: Eukaryota; Viridiplantae; Streptophyta; Magnoliopsida; Poales; Poaceae
Source: the annotation of a GenBank genome assembly
AUGGCUUGGCCCGCUGGCUUCUCUGUGGCCAAGGUCCGUUCCGAUCUGGCUGAGCCGAAACCAUUCCCCACCCGCACCCAAACCCAACCAACGGCCACCAUGGCAGCACCGCCGCCGCCGCCGCCGGCGCUCCCGGACGACGUCGUCGUCGAAGAGAUCCUCCUCCGCCUCCCGCCCGACGACCCAGGUUGUCUCUUCCGCGCCUCCCUCGUCUGCAAGGCCUGGAGGAACGCCGUCUCCCAUCCCCGCUUCCGCCGCCGCUACAUCGGGCUCCACCGCCACCGGGCACCCCCCGUGCUCGGCUUCCUCCACGACUGGGAAGACGGGGGCAUCCCAGACUUCUUCCCCACCACCGCCUCGCCCUUCUCCCUCGCCGCUCCAGACCGCCGGUUCUGGCGCCCCGUCGACUGCCGCCAUGGCCGCGCCCUCUUCCUCUCCGACCGCCGCCAGGAAACUCAGGAACUCCUCUUGUGGGAGCCAAUCACGGGCGCCCGUCGGGGCAUACCGGUGCCCGCGGCGUUCAGGUGCCAGUGGCCGGCCGCGGCAGUGUUCUGCACAGCGGACUGGUGCGACCACCGCGACUGUGCAGGAGGUCCCUUCGGCGUGGUCUUCCUCUUCGCCGGCGAACAAGACCGGCACGUUGUCACAUCGGCGUGCUUGUACUCGUCGGAGACUGGCACAUGGGGCAAGCUGAACUCGAGGCAAGAUGAGUUCACCAUGGAAUUUCAGAACCAUUCCAGCGUGCUGGUUGGGAGGUCUCUGCUCUACUUCCUGUCCGACGGUGGGACGAUCCUGGAGUACAAUUUGGACAGUGGUGUACUGGCUGUGUUGGAUAGACCACCUGACGAUUACGGCAGGGGCCGCCAAAGAUUUAACCUCAUGCUGGCGGAGGAUGGUGGACUGGGGGUUGCCGAAGCCAUUGAUUUUCAGCUCAUAUUGUGGAAAAGGGAGGCGAGUGAUGGCACUGAUGCACGAUGGGUGCUGAGCCGGAUCGUCGACAUGGACAGUUUCUUCGACCCAGUCACACUUGCUCCAGUGUUGGGCUUUGCGGAGGGAGCAAAUGCUAUUUUUGUUAAAACUAUUUAUAGCCUCUUCAUGGUUGAGCUACAGUCGGAGCAGGCGAAAAUUGUGUGUUCUAGUCCUGGUUUCUGUAAUUUGAUUCCAGUUGUCGGCUUCUACACUCCACAUUCUAGGCUCCAAGUGCCCGGUGGUGAACACCACAGCCCAGCGCCAUGGCUGAAACAACUGGGAAGGGGUGGUCAGCAAGGGGUCUGGGAGGAGAAAUCACUAGAAUGGGCGCAGGUGCUGUUUGAUGAGGGGUGCAUGGCUAUCAAUGAGAAGGACUUGGCCUACACGGCUGACUGCUUCAGACAUGUUCUCGAGAUCAGGGUUCGACAUUAUGGAGGCCUUGCUCCUGAGUGUGCUAACACGUUUUACCAUUAUGGAGGUGCCUUGUUAUGCAAAGCUCGGGAGGCAGCCAAUCGUUCAGGGACAAACUUGCGUGGCAAAGGUCAGACGGAUGGGAACAUGACAGGCGAUGGAGAUGAUUCUGUUUUGGAUUUGGCCUGGAAAAUGUUGAAUACUGCAAGGGUGAUAGUUGCCAAGAGUCCAGAGAAGACAAUGGAGAAGGUUAAUAUAUUGAAUGCUCUAGCUGAAAUCUCCAUGACAAGAGAGGACAGAGACAAAUCAAUCGGUUACUACUUCGAAGCUUUAGCGAUCUUGGAACAUUUGGUUGGGCCUGACCAUUUUCGAAUUGUCGAUCUAAACCUCCGCAUAGGUUUGGCAUCCAAGGUUGGAGAUGCAAUCAGAUAUAGUACAAAGGCUAUUUCAUUAUGCAUGUCGCAUAUACAUAAUCUGGAAAUUGCCAAGGAAGCUUUGUUGGCUGAUAUACAUAAUCUGAAAAUUGCCAAGGAAGCUUUGUUGGCUGAUAUACAUAAUCUGAAAAUUGCCAAGGAAGCUUUGUUGGCUGAUAAAGACCUUAGAGCAUCUGCUGCUAAAGGACACUCAGGAAAGUCGACUCUGGAAGAUGAUAUAUCUUACCUUGCUAGAAUGUCGUCUCGAGUCCAGAAGAAGCUUGAAGAACUGAAGCAAGCAAUGCCAACCCCAAGCGACGGCAUGGAUAAUAUUAUGAAGAGGGUGGUCUCACAGGCAAGUCAUGAGCAGAAUGUUAAGAAUACUAUGGCAAGAACUGCAUCUUUGACUUGUUCACAGAUGACACGAUCAAACAACAGUUUCCAUUCCCCAACUAUGUCAACGGCAGCACCAAGAGGAAGCACUGGAAGUAGCGUAACCAACUUUGAGAUUGUUGGCAGAGACAUGAAACGAGCUAAAGAUGAGUCGAUCUCCUACGAACCUUCUCCAAAGAGACUUGCGAAACCAUUUUGGACGUUACUGUAG